AGAUACCAAUGGAACAAAUCAAACCCCGGUGUCGUCCGUACCAGGUUUCGAUCACCGUAUUUAAAGAGUGGGGAACACACUGUUAGCAUUCCAUUCAUUCAUUGGAUUCGAUUCCUAACACACCAUGAUCCGUCUCGGAACUUUAAUUUUGUUUGUUGUGGCUUCUGCCUCCGCUGAAGGCGUAUUCAGGAGUCUUCGCCUUUCUGCUCCCAUAAAAGGUCAUGCUUACGCUGCCCCUGCUGCAGUUGUAGCUGCCCCUGCAGUCAGCAAAGGAUACGCUUAUUCCUCCGAAGUCCACCACUCAGCUGCCUUAGCACCAGCUGUUGCUGUUAAAGGACAUGCCUAUUCAUCUGAGGUGCACCAUGCAGCUCCAGCAGCAGCUGUAUCUUAUUCAUCUAAGGUUCACCAUGCUGCCCCAGUUGCUGUUGCAGCAGUUCCUGCUGCUAAAGGAUAUGCUUACUCAUCCGAGGUUCAUCAUGCAGCUGCCGCUCCAGCAGCUAUCGUUACGGGUCCUGCUGUCAAAGGGUAUGCUUACUCUUCAGAAGUUCAUGGCGCUAACGCAGCUGUUGCUGUUGCAGCUCCAGCCGUAGCAGUACCUUCUGUAAGUUCUUAUUCUUCUGAAAUCCAUCACGGCCCAGCAGCUGUAGUUGCAGGUCCUGCUGCUGUCAAAGGGUAUGCUUACUCUUCCGAAGUUCAUCAUGCAGCUCCAGCAGCUGCCGUAGCUGUAGCAGCUCCUUCUGUAAGCUCUUAUUCUUCUGAAAUCCAUCAUGGCCCAGCAGCUGUAGUUGCAGGUCCUGCUGCUGUCAAAGGGUAUGCUUACUCUUCCGAAGUUCACCAUGCAGCUCCAGCAGCUGUAGUUGCCGCUCCUGCUGCUGUUAAGGGAUAUGCUUAUUCUUCCAAAGUUCAUCAUGGUGCUCCAGCAGCUGCUGUGGCUGUAGCAGCGCCUUCUGUAAGCUCUUAUUCCUCUGAAAUUCAUCACGGACCCGCAGCUGUUGUUACUGGCCCUGCUGUGAAAGGAUAUGCUUACUCUUCUGAAGUACAUCACGCAGCACCAGCAGCUGCCGUAGCUGUAGCAGCUCCUUCUAUAAGCUCUUACUCCUCUCAAAUUCGUCAUGGCCCAGCAGCUGUAGUUGCAGGUCCUGCUGCUGUUAAAGGAUAUGCCUAUUCUUCCGAAGUUCAUCACGCUGCUCCAGCAGCUGCCGUAGCUGUAGCAGCUCCUUCUGUAAGCUCUUAUUCCUCUGAAAUCCAUCAUGGCCCAGCAGCUGUAGUCGCAGGUCCUGCUGCUGUUAAGGGAUAUGCUUACUCCUCUGAAGUUCAUCAUGCAGCUCCAGCAGCUGCCGUAGCUGUUGCGGCACCUUCUGUAAGCUCUUAUUCCUCAGAAAUUCAUCAUGGGCCAGCAGCUGUAGUUGCAGGUCCUGCUGCUGUCAAAGGGUAUGCUUACUCUUCCGAAGUUCAACAUGCUGCUCCUGCAAUAGCAGCUAUCGGCGCUCCAGCUGUAACAUCUUAUUCUUCUGAAGUUCGUCAUGAUGCUGCAGCAAAAGCUGCUGCUGAUGCUUCUGCAGCCAGAGGUUAUUCCUAUUCAUCUGAAAUUCAACACUCAGCUGCAGCAGGAGCUCCAGCUGCUCAAGGAUAUUCUUACUCAUCUGAAGAUCAACAGCGUGCAGAUUCUGCAGCCAAAGAUUAUUCUUAUUCAUCAGAAGUUCAACACUCAGGUUCUGCAAGAGCUCCUGCAGGUCAAGGAUAUGCUUACUCCUCUGAAGGAGCUGGUCAACAGCGUGCAGAUUCUGCAGCCAAAGGUUAUUCUUAUUCAUCAGAAGUUCAACACUCAGGUUCUGCAAGAUCUCCAGCAGGUCAAGGAUAUGCUUACUCCUCUGAAGUUCAACAGCGUACUGAUUCUGCCCCUGCCCAAGCAGUUUCAUAUUCUUCUGAAAUUCAACACUCAGGCCCAGCCGCAGGUGGAUAUUCAUACUCUGCCCAAGGCGGAUCCAGUGAUGCCGCAUCAACAGACUUCUCUUCUGAAAGAAAACAAGCUGCAGCAGUUGAAGAACAAAGACGAAUCGAUGAAGCCUCGUCAUCAGCUGGUUCAUCAUUCUCAUCUGGAGCUCAAGGUGCAGCAGGUGCUUCCGCUGUUUCGUAUGCUGCUGAAGCUGGUCAAGGAGCUGGAAGAGAUACCUCAAGUGGAGCAUCCAGUCAAGCAAGCGGUGACGCGACCGUCCGAGGUUAUUCAUACGCAUCUGAAGUUGCACACACCGCACCGGUCAGAGCCUUUGGUAUCGCCGCACAUGCACAUCUUGCUGCCCCAGCAGCUGUAAAAGGUUAUGCUUAUUCUGCCAAUGUACAUCAUGGAGGAGUAGCUGCGGUUGCAGUUCCAGCUGGAAAAUCAUUUUCUUAUUCCUCUGAAACCCACCAUGCAGGUCCAGCAGUCGCAAUUCCAGCUGCUCCUUUAGCUACCUCUGUUAAAGGAUAUUCUUCUGCAGCCAUCGGAAUCGCUCCAGCACGCGCCGUUUCAUAUUCAUCUGAAGUUCACCAUGGACCUCAUGCAGUAAUCAAUAACUACAAAGGCUCUCCUUAUGUAAGUCAUUAAUUCUGUGAAUGGACUGUCAAUAAAUAAUUUCUGAUUUAAAGUAGUUGAUGUAAAAAGCCAAAGAAAUACAAGCUAUGACUAAUAUGGUGUUGUGUCUUCUCAUUUCAAAAAAAUAACCAUAAAUGCAAAGCAUGUUACCUAGCUGUUUCACAAUUAUAAUUUUUUUUAUUCUUACGUAGUUUAAUCUGACUGCAUUAAAAAAAGAAAUUCAAA
Argiope bruennichi is the source of this 2797-nucleotide messenger RNA. RefSeq names its product ice-structuring glycoprotein-like. NCBI's taxonomy places the organism in Eukaryota, Metazoa, Arthropoda, Arachnida, Araneae, Araneidae. The record is from RefSeq and is a predicted model, not a curated record. Bases 125 to 2584 code for a protein of 819 amino acids. The transcript is spliced from 2 exons.